This is a messenger RNA of Cynoglossus semilaevis (tongue sole), 1509 nucleotides long. Its product is annotated as endothelin-converting enzyme 2-like. The transcript is spliced from 8 exons. Gene Ontology annotation, biological process: protein processing. The record is from RefSeq and is a predicted model, not a curated record. Gene Ontology annotation, cellular component: plasma membrane. Gene Ontology annotation, molecular function: metalloendopeptidase activity. Lineage: Eukaryota; Metazoa; Chordata; Actinopteri; Pleuronectiformes; Cynoglossidae. Bases 180 to 1316 code for a protein of 378 amino acids.
AAGAGAGAGAGAGAGAGAGAGAGAGAGAGACAGACGAGACUCCAGUUCUGCAGCGGAGACAAAAGACAGGAGAGAGAGGACAGACCGACAGUAGGACACCGCUGUUGGACAGCGACAGCGAGGAUGGACGGGAGGAGCGGCCGUCGGUAGCGCUCUUUUUUCGGCUAUAGAGCUCCAGGAUGAGCGUAGCGCUGCAGGACCUUCGGAACACCAUGUCCAACUACAAGCGAGCUACAUUUGAGGAGGAGGAAGUUUCUGACGGACCAGCUGAGGCGUCUCUGUCUCCUGACGGAGUGGAGGUAGGCUUCAGGAAAGGAGGUGUGAACAUCCUGGGCAGGAGAACUCAGCUGGAGGUGAUCCUGUCAGUCCUGCUGCUCGCUACUCUGCUCGCUCUGACAGCAUGUCUGUUUGUGCUCGGAGUAACCUUUAGUUCAGACAGCAGUCGUGACCUGUGUCUGUCGGAGGCCUGCAUCACUGUGGCCAGUCAGAUCGUGGAGGCCAUGGACCGCAGCGCAGACCCCUGUCAGGACUUCUACCAGUUUGCCUGCGGUGGAUGGGUGAGGAAGAACCCACUUCCUGAUGGACACUCACAUUGGUCCACAUUCAACGACAUCAUGGAGCAGAACCAGGCUGUCCUCAAACACCUGCUGGAGAAUGGUACGUUUAACGGCAGCAGUGAGGCAGAGAAGAAGACUCAGUCCUACUACUUGUCAUGCCUCAACACACAGAAGAUUGAAGAACUGGGAGCGCAGCCUCUUAUAGACCUCAUCAUCAAGAUCGGUGGCUGGAACAUAACAGGUCCCUGGGACAAAGAUAACUUCAUGGAGGUUCUGAAGGUAGUGUCUGGUCCAUACAGGGCUCAGCCUUUCUUCAGUGUCGGAGUCAGUGUUGAUCCAAAAAACUCAAACAGCAAUAUCAUCCAGGUGGACCAGUCGGGUCUCUCACUGCCCUCCAGGGACUAUUACCUGAACAAAACAGCAAAUGAAAAGGUGCUGGUGGCUUACCUGGAGUACAUGGUGGAGCUGGGGGUGCUGCUGGGUGGAGACAGGAGCUCAGCACAGCUGCAGAUGCAGCAGAUUCUGGAUUUUGAAACGGCACUCGCCAACAUCACAGUUCCACAGGACCAACGGAGGGACGAAGAGAAGAACUACCACAAGGUCACCAUCGCUGAACUACAGGUACAUCAUCAGCACCAGGGGGAGAAGAUGAUGCAGUGGUGCUCGUGUAUGUGUGUGUCUGUCUGCCUGUGUUUGAGUUUCAGUUUGUGUAAGUGUGUGUGUUGGUCUGUCUGUGUGCAUUCAUUUGUUUGUAUGUAAAUGUGUAUGGCUGUGUGUCUGUGAGUGUGUGUUAGGACUGAUUUGGUCUCACCUCACUCUCUGCGGCAGCUCCCUGUCCUUCAGGCCUGCAGAUGCUUUUGGUGUUACCAUGGCAACUGUUGCCAUGAGCUGUUGCUAUGUGCCUAUAUGUCAGGUGAAGGAGGGGCAGAGGGGAGAGGAGGGUGUACUGCCU